Aegilops tauschii subsp. strangulata is the source of this 1742-nucleotide messenger RNA. RefSeq lists its product as uncharacterized. Lineage: Eukaryota; Viridiplantae; Streptophyta; Magnoliopsida; Poales; Poaceae. Gene Ontology annotation, biological process: recombinational repair. The record is from RefSeq and is a predicted model, not a curated record.
AAAAGACAUCGACGACUCCGACCUCCACCUCCACCGCCACCGCCACCUCAACCCCCCUUCCUCCCUCCUCCGCCGCUGCACCACUUCCAAUCAGCGUUCCUCCCACCGGCGCAUCCCGGGCUCGCCUCCGCCUCCGCCGUCCGGGAAGCGAUGCGCCUCCGCUCUCCGCUAUCAUCCGUCCCCGCGAUUCGCGCGGACGGCCAGACUGCGGACGCCGACUUCCUGCUUGACUCGUGGCUCGGGGCGCUGCGGUACCUCGGUGGAGACCGCGGGUGGCAGCAGCCAGGCAUCGGGAAGAUCCGUGUCGACCGGGCAUUAGAUCGAGCGUGUCGGGUUGUCGGGGUGGUGACACUGUGCACACCAAAUGGAUACGGCGAUCUCAUGCUGAAUCUGAAGGACCCAUCUGGUACUAUUGAUGCAUCAGUUCACAAGAAAGUUCUAUCAAAUGAAAACCUUUCAAAGGGUUUAUCAGUUGGGUCUGUCAUUGUUCUCAAACAGGUGGCUGUUCUUCGCCCUUCUAGCACAGUGUGCUAUCUGAAUGUUACCCAGAAAAAUGUUGAAAAGGUGCUGCAAAAUGACAGUGUCUCCCCAUAUAAGCAAGCAGUUCCAUCAAGUAAUUCUGAAAGGCAAAGCCAACAGCCUGGCCAAGGAGAUAACAUGGAAAGGGAAGCUGGAGUGGAAACAACUGAUGGAAUGACAGCGAUCUUCAGUAAGCUCUCGAGGACCAAGGAUGGCCGGAUAGUCGACUUACUUUGUGAUAAUGGCGGUGCAGCAAAAGCUGUUAACAGUAGUAUUCUGAGAAUGGACAAAGAUACUCAUGGCGUACAAAAUCAUCACGAGAAACGGAUGGAGCAAAUGGAUUCAGGUUCUCAAAUAAAGAAUUUGCCAGGCUUAAACACCAGCCAGCAGCUGCAGAAAAUCAUUUCUAGCAUGAAUCCAGCUAAUUGCCAGCUGAAACAAGGAGGAAGCGUACCCAAGUAUGGGAUAAGCAGUGAAGCUGAAACUUCGGCUGAUGAUAUAAUGAGAAAACUCACAGGUGGUGAAAUGAUCAACAACAGGGAUGAGCAUCAGCAGCAAAACCCGGUUGCAGAUACAAGAUGCACACAGCCGAUUCUAGGUGGAAGCUCAGUUAUGGCUGGAAGCAGAGAUUUUUCGCAAGCUUCCUGUACUGGAAAUCUGAGGCAACUCUCUGGCGAUGAUUCGAUGCAGCCUCGUAGUAAAAAACUUAAGAGUGAUGCAAGGCUUUCUGAUAGCAAUGGUCUGGAUGACAUAGCAGAUGAUUUCCUCGGUGAUCACAAUCCGAUCAGGAAGCCCGAGCAUCAGCAAAGGGACAUCCAUGGCGCAAGUGCGGGUAGCCUCCAGCCAACUCAAGAAAAUUGCUCAAUAUCUGCCACCGGCGGAACAUUACCUUCCAGUCAUAAGAUGGUUUCAGUGGCUUCUGUACCAGAAUGGACCGAUGAGCAGCUUUCUCAACUUUUUGAUGACUACUGACACCGGAGUGCAUACUUCAUCUAGUAGUUGCCUAGCUUCUUUUCCUUUUUCUUUUGGGGUAGUUUGAUGUUAUCUCAAGGGUGCGACAAAGUCAGGCAUGUUAGUUGUAUAUAGUUAUAGUUUAGAAGAUGGUUAACACCUCAAGGUUGUGACUCACGUGUUCUCAGUGAUGUGCCUCGAUGACCAAAUAGAGACAGUUCAUAGACCAGUGGAUGGAUUAUAUCGUAAUCUUGUGCAGUUCCUCUGUUGAA